AUUGAGGAUUGAUAAUUUUCCUUGUAAGAUACAGAAGAUAUGUAAUAAUUUCCGUAUAAGAGUUGCACUCAAAACAUUCUCGGGGAAAUACGCAAUUAUAUAAAAUGUCAAUGUCUCACAGGACUUUGGCAAAGUAGAUGCAGCCAUUUUAGGGCUAUUUGGAACGUGGCAACUCGAACUGCUGCACUUCGGUGCCAAGUUCUAUGUUGAAUCCAGACAGACAGACAUUUUAGGGCCUGCAGGAAGUUUCAAUCUGCGGUGACGACAGCCAGUGGUAUCCACGUUGCUCGCGAUAUCCUAUGUCAGCCAGCACUGGCUUUAGGCGUGUUGCAGAAAACUUAGGGUAGACUAUAGAUGACUCCCACGUUUUGUAAUGCACCCGAAGAUUUCGCCCUGAAAAUUCUGCAGUGCGCCAGAAGAAAGUGCUAUGAUGACAUCAUUACGGAUUUAACUGUACAGCUUAAUUCAUUUGACAGGCUAACUAUCCCGACUUUCAGACCAGUACAUACAUCCAGUGGAGCCUAGGAGACAUGCCUUGAGACGGCAGUAUGAAUGUUUAUUUUUCCAGUCGUUUUUGGAAGGUUUAUCACCGAUUCAGAUUUAUUAUUUUUUUGAUAUGGGUUGAGUUCUGGUCCAACACAUCAUUCUGCACGUUCCGUAUUCCUCCUGGAGUGUGAUAAUGUCCUCAUAAAUAUUACGGGAAAUGAAUGUUAUGGCAGUUGUAUACAGGUUGGAAGUGGUCUUCGUGAAUCUAGGCUUCUGCUUCGUGUAAAUUAAGCAAUUUAAAAAAACAACAGCCGAGAGUAAGGACAUACUAAAUUGCUCCGAGAAAACUUUGUAUAAUAGAUAAGAAUAUGCACUGGAUUAGUGAAAAAGUAAUCUGUUCAAACUCAGUGAAGGUGAUUGCCUUACCCUCAAAAUUUAGUAGUAUAUUAACAUUUUAUAGGUAGUUUCACUAAAUAACAUAGCCACCUUGUUUUUAGGACAUUUAAAGACACUGAAUGUGAAUAUUUCGGUGCUGUGAUGAUUUUGAAGCGAGAUCUGACGUAGUGGUUAAUAGCCUCUACUUUGAAUGUUCCAUAAUCUGAGCACCUGUGCACACUUAAGAGACGUGACUUGUUUGCGUUAGCAUUCAGCUUUUAAACCCACGAGUUACACACACCCCAACUUCAAUGUAAACAGCUUGUUAGAAUCAAAGUAAGUAUAGAUUAUGUCCUUCUAGAUGAAAGGUCUUUUUCAGAUGACUGAACUCACGUUUAAAGACACAAAUAAACUGUUUUAAUGAUACGAUAACUUUGUGUCCUAUUUUUCUUUCAGACAAUGUUAUUCGCAAGGGGCAGUUGUAAUUUAUUUCGCUCAAUGAUACAUUCUGUUUGCAGUCAGAAAGUCUUCGACAGUACAAAUAUACCAGACUUAGUCAAGAAGUACACGUCUCUAAAAGACAUUACGGAGAAUUCUCCAGAAACGAAUAUUCUGGGUCAUAGCAUAAUAACGGAGGAUUGUUUAUCUUCAAUAGUAGAAAACAAACAAUAUUACGAAAUGCCUAUCCUUCAUUUAUCAGCACGGAAGAAUAAUUUAAUUGCUACACUAACUGAUUGUAACGGGAGAGUUUUGAGUGGUACAAGUUGUGGUGCUGAGGGCUUCCGGAAUGCUCGCAAAAAGUCCACGGUUGCUGCUCAAACUGUUGGCAUUUCUGUAGGACUGAGAGCCAAGAAACUAGGGAUUAACUCUGUGCGAAUCGUAUUUUCUGGACGUGGUUCAGAUAAACUGUCUGUACUUUCUGGCCUAAAUAUUUCUGGACUGAAGAUAAUCUCUUUAACAGACGAUACAAAUGUUCAUUAUGGUCAUGGAAGGAGGCCUAGAAAGCCACGCAGAAUGUAA
Messenger RNA from Trichobilharzia regenti, 1881 nucleotides. The record is from the annotation of a GenBank genome assembly. NCBI's taxonomy places the organism in Eukaryota, Metazoa, Platyhelminthes, Trematoda, Strigeidida, Schistosomatidae.